Penicillium psychrosexuale is the source of this 2202-nucleotide messenger RNA. RefSeq names its product DUF2013 domain-containing protein. Gene Ontology annotation, biological process: actin cortical patch assembly; actin cortical patch localization; endocytosis. NCBI's taxonomy places the organism in Eukaryota, Fungi, Ascomycota, Eurotiomycetes, Eurotiales, Aspergillaceae. Gene Ontology annotation, molecular function: Arp2/3 complex binding. Gene Ontology annotation, cellular component: actin cortical patch. The transcript is spliced from 6 exons. The record is from RefSeq and is a predicted model, not a curated record. The coding region runs from base 1 to 2202 and encodes 733 amino acids.
AUGGAGCCUGAGGUCUCGGAGACUGAGUUCUGGACUGAACUUCAAGCGAUCGUCUCCAAGCCCUGUGACUCCGAAGACCAGAUCGACGACGCUCUCCGAGCCUAUCUCGAUCUAGCAACCCAACACAAAGAUGAAUACCUCCGGUCGGAAACAGAUUUCUCGCGCUGUUCCUACAAGCUAUUUACAUCGAGUAUCUUCGCCACACAUGCGGACUACGUGCGACGACAGAUUCUCUACGGUCUUCUGCAGGACGACGACCCGGAUACCCUCCACUUCAUUGCGUCAUUCAUCCUCUUUGACGGACGACAGAAUGAAGUCGUGCUUCAGAUGCUGAAUGACGAGGGCGCGUUUGCGCGGCUCCUCGAGCUCAUACAGGCGAUGCGGAGGGCGGAUCUGGACGGCGACGCGGGUCUUCAUCGUUUGUUGAUGGACCUUGUGUAUGAGAUGUCGAGGAUACAAAGGGUCAAAAUUGAAGACUUGGUUCUCGUGGAUGACGAUUUCAUUCGCUGUCUCUUUGAUAUCAUCGAAGAUCUCUCUUACGAUGUUACCGACCCGUAUCAUUACCCCGUGAUCCGGGUGCUGCUGGUUCUGAAUGAGCAAUUCAUGAUCUCGGCUCACAACCCGGUGGACGGCCGGCCCUCUGGUCAUUUGACCAACAAGGUUAUCAAGGUCCUAUCAGUAUAUGGUGGGAUGUAUAAGACAUUCGGGGAGAACAUCAUUCUUCUUAUCAACCGCGAAGCCGAGACGUCCCUUCAAUUGCUUACAUUGAAGCUUCUCUAUCUCAUAUUUACCACCCCUAGCACAUAUGAGUACUUCUUCACGAACGAUUUACACGUUCUGGUCGAUAUAUUGAUCCGGAACUUGCUCGAUCUACCCGAGGAGGCCGCCGCUCUGCGGCAUACUUACCUGCGUGUUCUUUACCCGCUUCUAGCUCAUACACAGCUACGAUACCCACCGCACUACAAGCGUGAUGGACUUCGAGGGCUACUCAGCGUCCUUGUUCGGGGACAAGUCUCAUAUGGGAACGACGCAGAACACGAGAAAAUACUGCAUUUUGAAGAGGUCGAUGAAACGACACGUCGACUUGUCGCCCGGUGUGCGACAGUGGAUUGGCUACGUAAUGUUGAACAGCUUGACGCCGCAGAAACGCAAGAUACUCCCACUCAAGAGACAACAACUACAAUUGAGACUGUCCUAGAACAAGGCGAGCGGCAUGCGUCACCCGUAGAUAUCGGCGAACCACUCGACAUUUCUCACACACUCUCACGAUCAAGCACAGUCGCUAGCUCAACUGAUACCGCAUCACCAACGCGAACGGACUCGUAUAGUUCGUCUAAUACACCGGGCAGUCGGAAACACAGCUUAAUCAACCGGCUCGGCAUGAACCUAGAGCCCGCAUCCGCAUCUUCACUGAGCGUUCAGGCCGUUGCAGCACACCACGAAAAACCAGGCAUAAUCACCCCCAGCCGCAAAGAUGGAGUCCCUGUCGCCGCUCUCAGUGACGAGACGCCAAUAAUCCGACCACCAAAGGUCAAGCCAGAACCACCGAAAUCUCGACGCUGGCGCGGGCGCCGUAUGGCCGUGGAUGAAGAUGAGCACCACUCUGCUGGCACAAGCAGUGACAGGAACACCAUCCCCGAAGGCAUCGAAGUCAGUCCCACCACCAUUAUCACCGCCAGCACACCACCACUACAGACACAUAGCAGUGAUCGCGACUCCGGCUCAGGUUCCACUCUCACAACUUCAGGUCCACCGCGACGAUCUGUAUCAAACCCACCCCCGGCCCUCCCGCCACCACGCCGUUCCAGCCAUAACACACCUUCAUCAAGUCACCACCGACCCGUCCCAGCAGCGGGAACAAGCCGACAUGGCCAGGCUCCACUUCCGCCAAAAGCGCGCCGUUGGGGACGUGGCAAACCCCAGCAUGGACAGAGUGACUCGGUCGAGAGCGGGGCCAGCAGUGUUAGUCCAUCGAAGGAGCGUGAAACUGCUGAAAACACCACCGUGCUUGCUCAGCAAGAGCUGUCACAGUCACCAGAGCACAGCGUUCUUUCAGAUCCGUUCUCGCCAAAGUCCCCCACAUUGGUGAUUUCGCCGAUCGAGGUUACUGCAGACAAGACAGAUGUCCCAGCCGACGGUGCUGGCGACGACCAUGUGCAUCUCAGUGUAGAGGAGGCGGUGCAGAAUGUCUCCCUGCAGUGA